AUGGGGAUCAAUGAAAAUAUUCAGCCCGUCGCCUGGGCUGUGAUGAUGCCCUUUGUGGUCAUCACCAGCUUGACCUGCAUUCUUCGGGUCUAUUCGCGCAUCUCGAUUUCGAAGUCGUUCGGUGUCGAUGACUGGUUCAUGGUGGCUGCGAGUAUAGCAUGGCUCGCUAAUCAAGGGAUUCUGGGACAAAUGAUUAUGUAUGGAGGAGGAAAACUAGAUAAAGAUGUCCCACCAGACAAUCUUCUCAAGAUUCUAGUGCUUCUACUGGUCAUUGAAUUCGUCUAUAUCUUUUGUCAAUGGCUGAUCAAGAUGUCGUUCUUGACCUUCUAUCUUCGCGUGUUGAGCAUCUCGCCGGUAUAUAGAAAGGCUGUAUAUCUCGUCAUGGCCUUCACCACGGCACAAACCAUCGCCGUCCUACUCUUCUAUGGGCUUCAAUGCCUGCCUUUGGAUGCCUUUUUCCACCCCGAGAAAUAUCCGGAUUCAAAGUGCAUACCGACACCAGUGACUCUUUACUUUCCUGCAAGCAUGAAUGUCCUUACAGAUGUUCUUAUCUAUGUCCUGCCCAUCUUCCCUUUGUGGAGCCUUCAGAUGAGCAGGCGCCGUCGCAUGGGUCUUAUUGCAUGCUUCACCGUGGGCGGAAGCACAGUCCUCGUAUCGCUUCUCCGUUUCGUCGUCCUAGUCCAACUCGCCAGCGGCUCCAGGACAUUCUACGUGUACGGCUCCGUGGCUAUCGUCACGACAAUCGAGCUCUCCACGGCCAUCAUCUCUGCCAAUAUGCCCUCGCUGCGGUCGGUCUGGAAGACCCAUAUAUCGGGGACAUUGUACGGGUCAAGCAAUCGAAAGUCAACGCCAUAUGAACUGGGAACUACUUCCCAAGCCCGUGGAAAUCACCGAGUGGCGAAGGGAAAUAUUGUGCAGAAGUUCACGCAGGGAAAUCCCCACACAGGCUCCCACGCCGAGUCCGAGGAAGAGCUUUGUCAGAAUCGGGAAGAAAUUCUCGUCAGCACCCACGUCAACGUGAGUAGUGCGACAAAUCACAAUCUGGAGAGCCCUCGGCUGCCGGCCUCGUAUUACCCUAUGAAGUAG
This is a messenger RNA of Aspergillus steynii IBT 23096, 1086 nucleotides long. RefSeq lists its product as uncharacterized. The record is from RefSeq and is a predicted model, not a curated record. The coding region runs from base 1 to 1086 and encodes 361 amino acids. Lineage: Eukaryota; Fungi; Ascomycota; Eurotiomycetes; Eurotiales; Aspergillaceae. The transcript has 5 exons.